UUUUUUUUCUUCUUCCAGAAAGCAAGCAUAAAAGAAAGGGCAAAGUGCAAAACCUAGAGGGAGCUAAAGAAGAUGGGAGUUAUCAAGUCAGCCAUGGCGGACGCUCUUUUAACAUCCAUGUGGAUUUUCAGCAUGCCCUUUCUCAGGGUUUUCACCAUCCAAAUAUCUGCUUUCCUCGGCGUUCAGACCCUCCCUCCGGCCGUCUUCUUCAUCACCACAAUCGUGGUCACCCUCAUGAUGUUUAUCUUCACCUUGGUCGGCGGCGCUCUCGGCGGCGCCAGCUUCAAUCCCACGGCCUCCGUCGCUUUCUACGCCGCCGGUCUCAAGGAAGACAUGUCCCUCCUUUCGAUGGCCGUGCGUUUUCCGGCGCAGGCCGCCGGUGGAGUGAUUGGAGUGAAGGCAAUUAUGGGUUUCCUUCCCAGGGAAUUAACGGAAACCAUGAAAGGACCUUCGUUGAAAGUUGAUUUGCAGACUGGUUUUCUGGCCGAAGGGUUGUUGACUUUUGGGCUGUGUCUUGCCCUCUUGGUGAUUUUGUUUAGGGGUCCUAAGAACCCUUUGGUGAAGCUCUUGUUAAUGGCGGCCACAACUGUGGGAUGUGUAGGGAAAGGGGCUAAGUACACUGGACCAUCCCUGAACCCUGCCAAUGCAUUUGGGUGGGCAUAUGUCAACAAUUGGCACAAUUCGUGGCAACUUUAUUAUGUUUACUGGUUAGGUCCUUUGACAGGGGCAACUUUGGCUGCUUGGGUUUUCAGAUUCUUGCUUUCUCCUUCACCAGCAUCAACCAAGGAGAAAAAAGCUUGAUUUUUGUGUAACAAUUUGUCCACUCUAUUUCCAAUAAAAAAAUCUCUUUUUUCUUUUCA
Molecule: messenger RNA, 860 nt
Organism: Hibiscus syriacus
Lineage: Eukaryota; Viridiplantae; Streptophyta; Magnoliopsida; Malvales; Malvaceae
Product: aquaporin SIP1-1-like
Exons: 1
Coding region: 73-801 (242 amino acids)
Biological process (GO): transmembrane transport
Cellular component (GO): membrane
Molecular function (GO): water channel activity
Source: RefSeq, a predicted model, not a curated record